Centruroides sculpturatus (bark scorpion) is the source of this 2776-nucleotide messenger RNA. Its product is annotated as AP-1 complex subunit mu-1-like. The record is from RefSeq and is a predicted model, not a curated record. NCBI's taxonomy places the organism in Eukaryota, Metazoa, Arthropoda, Arachnida, Scorpiones, Buthidae. Bases 168 to 2558 code for a protein of 796 amino acids. Gene Ontology annotation, biological process: vesicle-mediated transport; intracellular protein transport. The transcript is spliced from 21 exons. Gene Ontology annotation, cellular component: clathrin-coated vesicle; clathrin adaptor complex. Gene Ontology annotation, molecular function: clathrin-cargo adaptor activity.
CCCAGAUAAAGUAUUUUUGUAAAGAUUUAGCGCCCCCUAUAAUUCAGAUAGUUAGCAGCUGGCAACAGUGAAUGUCGACCAUCGGCAAGUAUUUGGAAUGUCUAUGGUUAUAUGAUAAGUUUUCAUAGUUUAAUUAAAGAAAUCAAGUUGGAAUUAUUUUAGUCAACAUGUCUGCUUCUGCAAUUUAUGUUCUUGAUUUAAAAGGCAAGGUGUUAAUUUCACGAAAUUAUAGAGGUGAUAUUGACAUGUCUGUAAUAGAUAAAUUUAUGCCAUUGUUAAUGGAAAAAGAGGAAGAAGGAUGCAUGAGUCCAAUUUUGUCACACAAUAGUGUUACAUUUAUGUACAUUAAAUAUAACAAUUUAUAUCUUGUGGCCACAACAAAGAAAAAUGCAAAUAUUGCUCUUGUGUUUGUUUUUCUUCACAAAAUUGUACAGGUUUUCAUUGAAUAUUUCAAAGAAUUGGAGGAAGAAAGUAUUCGUGAUAAUUUUGUUAUCAUAUAUGAACUUUUAGAUGAAUUGAUGGAUUUUGGUUAUCCUCAAACAACUGAUAGUAAAAUAUUACAAGAAUACAUUACUCAAGAGAGUCACAAAAUGGAAAUUCAACCACGACCUCCUAUGGCUGUUACAAAUGCAGUUUCAUGGAGAUCUGAAGGAAUUAAAUAUCGUAAAAAUGAAGUCUUUCUUGAUGUCAUUGAAUCUGUUAAUUUACUAGCAAAUGCUAGUGGAAAUGUACUAAGAAGUGAAAUUGUUGGUUGUAUAAAGAUGCGUGUUUAUCUUUCUGGAAUGCCUGAAUUAAGAUUGGGACUUAAUGAUAAAGUAUUAUUUGAAAGUACAGGACGUGGUAAAAGCAAGUCUGUUGAGUUGGAAGACGUAAAAUUCCAUCAGUGUGUGCGUUUGUCACGUUUUGAGAAUGAUCGAACAAUUUCCUUUAUUCCACCAGAUGGCGAAUUUGAAUUAAUGUCUUAUCGUUUAAAUACACAUGUAAAACCGUUAAUAUGGAUUGAAUCUGUGAUUGAACGCCAUGCUCAUAGUAGAGUAGAAUACAUGAUUAAGGCCAAAAGCCAGUUUAAAAGACGAUCAACUGCUAAUAAUGUUGAGAUUGUUAUUCCUGUUCCACAUGAUGCAGAUUCACCGAAAUUCAAAACAACAGUUGGAAAUAUAAAAUAUGCACCUGAACAGAAUGCAAUUGUCUGGAGUAUAAAAUCUUUUCCGGUAAUAUUUUCAUUUACGUGGUAUAAAAUAUAUUAUCUUGUAUGUAUGCCAAGAAUUGCACUGAAGUUUGUAGAAAGGCAGAAUGCUUCAACCAUUGCUGAUGUGGAUAAUGAGGCAUUGGCAAAUGCUAGUGGAAAUGUACUAAGAAGUGAAAUUGUUGGUUGUAUAAAGAUGCGUGUUUAUCUUUCUGGAAUGCCUGAAUUAAGAUUGGGACUUAAUGAUAAAGUAUUAUUUGAAAGUACAGGACGUGGUAAAAGCAAGUCUGUUGAGUUGGAAGACGUAAAAUUCCAUCAGUGUGUGCGUUUGUCACGUUUUGAGAAUGAUCGAACAAUUUCCUUUAUUCCACCAGAUGGCGAAUUUGAAUUAAUGUCUUAUCGUUUAAAUACACAUGUAAAACCGUUAAUAUGGAUUGAAUCUGUGAUUGAACGCCAUGCUCAUAGUAGAGUAGAAUACAUGAUUAAGGCCAAAAGCCAGUUUAAAAGACGAUCAACUGCUAAUAAUGUUGAGAUUGUUAUUCCUGUUCCACAUGAUGCAGAUUCACCGAAAUUCAAAACAACAGUUGGAAAUAUAAAAUAUGCACCUGAACAGAAUGCAAUUGUCUGGAGUAUAAAAUCUUUUCCGGCAAAUGCUAGUGGAAAUGUACUAAGAAGUGAAAUUGUUGGUUGUAUAAAGAUGCGUGUUUAUCUUUCUGGAAUGCCUGAAUUAAGAUUGGGACUUAAUGAUAAAGUAUUAUUUGAAAGUACAGGACGUGGUAAAAGCAAGUCUGUUGAGUUGGAAGACGUAAAAUUCCAUCAGUGUGUGCGUUUGUCACGUUUUGAGAAUGAUCGAACAAUUUCCUUUAUUCCACCAGAUGGCGAAUUUGAAUUAAUGUCUUAUCGUUUAAAUACACAUGUAAAACCGUUAAUAUGGAUUGAAUCUGUGAUUGAACGCCAUGCUCAUAGUAGAGUAGAAUACAUGAUUAAGGCCAAAAGCCAGUUUAAAAGACGAUCAACUGCUAAUAAUGUUGAGAUUGUUAUUCCUGUUCCACAUGAUGCAGAUUCACCGAAAUUCAAAACAACAGUUGGAAAUAUAAAAUAUGCACCUGAACAGAAUGCAAUUGUCUGGAGUAUAAAAUCUUUUCCGGGUGGUAAGGAAUAUUUAAUGCGUGCACAUUUUGGAUUACCCAGUGUGGAAAGUGAAGAGACAGAAGGAAAACCACCCAUACAAGUUAAAUUUGAAAUCCCAUAUUUUACAACUUCUGGAAUCCAGGUGAGAUAUCUGAAAAUAAUCGAGAAAAGUGGUUAUCAAGCUCUUCCUUGGGUGAGAUAUAUUACACAGAAUGGAGAUUAUCAGCUAAGGACACAUUAAACAUAUUUUAAAAAUAAACAUUCCUUUAGCUAGAGCUUGGUUAUAAUUUAAGGAAAAAUAAACAAGAAUAUUUAAUAAGUUUUGUAUAGCAAAAAUAUUAAUUAAUUUUGAGAGUAAAUAAAACUGGGGAUUUUUAAUGAAUUUUUUCAAUUUGUUUCGUAUCACAUUGUCAAAUGUACAUAAUAUGUUGAAAUAAACAUUUAAUCUUGAAAUAAUAA